CCACCGCGCCCCGGCACCCGCGCUCGGACCCGGGGCGCAGCGGCAGCAGGCGUCAUGGUGUUCGCUCCAGGUGAGAAAGCUGGCAGUGAGCCGGAGGAGGUGAAGCUGCAGAAUGCCAGCAGGCAGAUUGUGCAGACAGCCAUCCUACAGGCUGUGCAGCAGGUCUCCAGGGAGAGCCGGCGGGGGGACGACAGAGCCAGUGACAGCCGGGGGCGCUGCCAGCUGGGCGUGCGGGAGCUCCCCAAGAAGCGCGACGUGAAGUAGCAGAGUGGAUGCGGCUCUUGCGCUAUGCGGUCCCCAGCCUGCCUGUUAGUAUAAGACACGCCGCCAAAUGUUGCCAGUAGAGGAAACCGAAGUGUCCUGGACACCCAGCUGCAGGAUAAGCUCACGCUCGCCCUUGACCGAGAAGCACUGUUUCUCAAAAGUGCAUUAGACGAUGCUUCUGUUCACAGCCAUGCGGUGCCUCAGACGGCGGGGCCGAAUGUGACCUCGGCACCGCGAAAGGAGUUUUGCAGCACAAUUUUAGAGGUUUUCUUUUAAAAGAGAAUUCUAAGUCUUGUUUAUUUACCUCGCCUGUUAUGUACUCUUUCUGUGAACUCAGCCAGCAGGUUUUGCCUUUCUUUUCUUGUUUUCUGAAAUACGGAGUGUAGUUCUGUGUUCUUUAUAAAUAUUUUAAAAAGAUGCUGAAGAGGUGAAGAAAUGGAGUUUUAGCCCCUUUGAAAUAUAGAACUGAAGGCUUUUAUGAACUGGUCCAGGCCCAAUGUCAAAUUAAGCAGACAAAUUCUAAGACCCAGCUCCCUGAUGUCUCCAGCUUAUAUUUGUAUUAUUUAGAGCAGUGUGGGCUUUUAAUCCUCUCUUUGCAAUCUUUUCAUCUAGAUUCUCUGAGUGAUUUCAUAGUUCAUGUUUACCUUCUGUGCAGAGAUCCACUGGGAAUAGUAUGGAUUUCUUUUUUCUGUCUCAAGGUUAAAUAAAAUAAAGCAAGUGCAUG
This is a messenger RNA of Chinchilla lanigera (long-tailed chinchilla), 988 nucleotides long. RefSeq names its product chromosome unknown open reading frame, human C18orf42 (gene Akain1). The transcript is spliced from 2 exons. The coding region runs from base 55 to 264 and encodes 69 amino acids. NCBI's taxonomy places the organism in Eukaryota, Metazoa, Chordata, Mammalia, Rodentia, Chinchillidae. The record is from RefSeq and is a predicted model, not a curated record.